Molecule: messenger RNA, 4213 nt
Organism: Cylas formicarius (sweet potato weevil)
Lineage: Eukaryota; Metazoa; Arthropoda; Insecta; Coleoptera; Brentidae
Gene: fus
Product: RNA-binding protein fusilli
Exons: 12
Coding region: 671-2746 (691 amino acids)
Biological process (GO): regulation of RNA splicing
Cellular component (GO): ribonucleoprotein complex; nucleoplasm
Molecular function (GO): mRNA binding
Source: RefSeq, a predicted model, not a curated record
CCUGUACCUGUAAGUAAACGAAGUAAACGCGAAAAAUAUCGCUGGCGAGUCGGACACUGCUGUAUUAUUAUGUAUUUCCAAAGAAGGCUGUGAGCGUUUAAUAAAAUUUGAUAACAGUCGCUGUCGAUAUCGUUCCGCGUACUACCUGAUUUACCUGUUGAGAUACUGUGUUUUGCCGUGUGUGCGCGUGAAAACUGUUCGAAAAUAUCCCUAACCUACGAAAUUCGUAGCCAGAAAUGACACUUGGAUGGCGAUAAUACGCCUUAUACACGUAUACGUCCACCGAAACAAGACCGUUGGGAUAGUAUGAAGAUUUCUCCGUUUUUUUGUGUGUUUUUGUUGCACUCUGUGCCCAACGUAGGUUAAAUAAACGUGUAUCUGUGAUUUUAUUUUUAAGCGGACUGGAUCAGAUAAGAUAACGCCCGAUUCAAAACUACAUCUGAAAAUUAUUAUCAACCUUAAAAUCGUUAAAAAAAUAUUUCAAAAACAAACAACGCUAUAAGACGUAACGGAUUCUGCAAAGUUGGAUCGUAGGUUAAAUCCGACAGGUUGUUGAAGAGUGUCACGUGGCAAAAUGGCGGAUUCGUGUUAUUAUUUAUAAUGUGGCAGUGAUUUUUUGAAAAAAACGCGCGGUUUUAUCGGAACGCGGACGAGCAUCCAAGGCCUAAACAUGAUAGGACCACAUCAUAUAUGUGUUUUGUACGUGGCCACAGCUGGACUGCAAGGUCCUCUAAUGGGAUCCGAUGAGCAGGAAAUCGUCCUAUUGAUCUAUGUCAUCGUCGAUGUUAUUCAGAACAAGAUAGUUGGUGUGCAACAGUAUCCCAUUCGGCCGACGGUAAUUCAUCCAGGACAACCGACAGCCGGUGGUGACCCCAACGGUAACGUAAUAAUUACCGAACAAUUGGCAGCCGAGUCCACGCUCUCCGACGACCUGGUGCGAACCGCUGGACGACGUCUCGAGGAUGCCCUCGGGGAAUUUGACGCUUACUGCGCCUCUAUACAUCUCGACCCUCAUAAUGCCGGGUUUAGGCUAGUGACCGACGGUCAACCACCGUUACGACAAUGUCUCCAUCCAGAGGCUUGUCGGAAAGAAUUAGAAUUACCUUCCUACUACAGUCUCUUCCACGACCUACGGAAAGAAGUGGCAAGUUUUUUAGGGAAAGAAGAAGUUCCAGGAAGCGUUAUCGAUAUGUUGGAAUUACUACAAAUUAAACCGGAAAAUGACAACGAAUUUUAUAAAAAGGAAGCGAAAGACAUGGUUAAUAUUUUACAGAGGCUAAUUAUGGAGGGGCAUCGGUUUGAUAGCCUGGAGACUAUUAACCUGGUAUUGGAACCUGGCAUUUGUUCGAAAGACGAUGAAAUCGACAGCAAUUGCGUUGUAAGAGCAAGAGGACUUCCGUGGCAAAGCAGCGAUCAAGACAUUGCGAAGUUUUUUCGAGGAUUAAAUGUGGCAAAAGGUGGAGUAGCUCUUUGCCUUUCGUCUAUGGGCAGACGUAACGGCGAAGCACUAGUCAGAUUCGUAUCUCAGGAACACCGUGAUAUGGCUCUCAAACGGCACAAGCAUCACAUUAACACCCGCUACAUCGAGGUGUACCGGGCCACUGGUGAUGAUUUCCUCUCGGUCGCUGGAGGGAGCAGCUGCGAAGCGCUGGCAUUUUUGUCAAGAGGUGCAGCCGUCAUCGUCCGAAUGCGAGGUUUACCAUACGACUGUUCGGCCAAACAAGUGUUGGACUUCUUUGCAUCUGGCGACAACCCCUGUACGGUAAUGGACGGUGCAGAUGGGGUGUUGUUCGUGAGAAAACCGGACGGCCGCGCGACCGGAGAUGCUUUUGUACUUUUCGCAAGCGAAAGCGAUGCUCCCAAGGCCCUCGCCAAACAUCGGGAAAGUAUUGGCUCGCGUUAUAUCGAAUUGUUUCGAUCGACUACGGCGGAAGUGCAACAGGUACUUAAUAGGUCAAUGAUGGAUCCUCCUCCACCCCCACCGGGACCACAGGCCGCCAUUAUAGCACCUAUUUCGCAACUGCCCUUACUGCCACAACAUGUGAUUACCUCGGGGACUCGAAAAGACUGUAUAAGAUUAAGGGGUCUUCCCUACGAAGCCCUAGUUGAGAAUAUUUUGGACUUUCUAGGAGAAUAUGCUAAGAAUAUCGUUUUUCAAGGAGUUCACAUGGUGUACAAUGCUCAGGGUCAACCGAGCGGCGAGGCCUUCAUCCAAAUGGAUUCGGAGCAGUCCGCAUUUAUAACGGCGCAACAAAAACACCAUCGAUAUAUGACGUACGGAAAGAAACAACGCUAUAUCGAAGUGUUUCAGUGUUCAGGCGAGGACAUGAAUCUCGUACUGACAGGUGGCCUGCCGGCACCUGUAUCGCCUGCCAAAGCCGCCCCAGCAGGUCUGCUUAGCCCGGGAGGAAAUAUAAUACCAGCGCCAUACCAUCCAAGUUCCAAUUUCGCACCGGGAUUUGCGCCUGUCCCACUGGCGCCGGCACCGAUGGGACCACCUAGGCAGUACCUCCACGCUCCUAUCUUUUACUGGCCUAUAUACCCCAGUCCUCCCGUUUCACCCACCGGAUACUACAUUCCACCACCUGGACCACCACUGCCGCCUCCUCACCAACAGCCGCAACAACCGAUGAUGCCGCCAGAUUGCAUCGGUUUACCGCCCCCGAUAUCCGCCACAGCCAUGCAAAAUAUGCCCCCAUUGGACGCCAGACUAUUAGAAGCGAUACCAAGACCGAUCAGUUGUUAGACGUCUAACACCCAGCGAAGAACAAAAUUUAUGCAAGAUUAACUUGGUAUAAUAUAAAAUCUUGCCUGCUCUAACCCGAACCGCAAUAUUUACCACAUCAACUGCUUGCUAAGUAGGUCUAUCCAGUCCCAGUCAACAUAUUCCAAUAUCGUCACAUAUUAGAGAAAAAAAAACUAAUCUAAAUUGCAUAGUAGUAGAACGCAUAUUAAAAUAUUUUCUUGUAAAUUACUCAAUUUUUUCCAUAAAUGCCUUAAUAUAUUAUCAGAUGUUUUCUAUUGAUAUAUAAAUAUAUAUUUGUUUUAUAUAAUUUUAUUUAUUUUUAAGUAGCAAGAUUUAUAUAAUUAUAUUAUUGGCUAUCGAAAAAGAAACGUGCUAAUGAAACUCGAGACUGCUGAUACGAAGAUUUUUUUAGAAAUAUGAGAUUUUUAUUUCGCCGUAACGCCAUCGAAAUCGCUCAAAUAGCGGGGCGGUUCUAUUUUUACCUAGAGUCUAGUUUUUGUUAAUUUGCACGAGUCAACAACAAAAUUUGUAAUGUCUUCCAGUUAGGAUAGAUGUUUGAGAGUAUUUGAGUUUCAGAAUUUCCUCUGAUUUAGCCGAAUUUUACGAACGAAAAUUGUAAAAUUCCUAAGAAUAUCUCGAAACAGAGUGUUUGCUUCCUCAAAUACUCUUGAUUAUUGACUUUUUCUAACAAAUAAGACCUCGCCUAAUUCGCAUUUUUGUGAUGUAGAUAACUUUAAGGUAAAACAGUUUUUUUUCGGUUAUCGUCGUGCUUUUUAACUCGAUGAUAUAAUUUUGGCAUAUAUUCGGCAAAGUCGGAUGUUGAGAUUAAAGUUGAGAAUUUUUAUUAAUUGAAAUACCAUAGCUAGUACGAAUUUUUCGUACUCUUCAAUACUUGUUAAUAAGUCUCAUACUUGCCUGGCAUUUUGCUUACAACAUUUAUAUUAUUAUUGCAAAAUGUCGUAUUCCCACGCUCAAUUUUUAGUAUAUGAAUGUGCAAUAAUUAUAAGCAUAGCGAUGUAUGAUUUACACUAGUGAUAUCUAUUUUAGUCAUUAUGGCGACUUCAGUAGCGACUGCACACACUUAUAGUUGAUUGUACUCUUCCUAUAGAGUCCAUAAAAUAUUUUAUAUAUCCUAAUAUAUUGGAAACAUUUCUUCUAUAGCAGGCAGAAAUGUCAAUUUUUACCUAAAAGCUAUAAAAGUAAAUUUAAUAUUUAUAUCGUGAGUUGUAUAUCUGAGCAUUCUUAGUCGUCUAGUACCUACUGUUGCAAUUUUAGAUAUAAGAAACUUUCAAUGACAUUAGCAUAAGAAAAAUAGAGAUCUAAUUAUAUAAUUGUCAUAUUGUACACUGCGAUGUGAUCAUUAACAAAGUUCUGAGAACUACUUAAGGCAUAUAUAUUUAUAAAUCGAAAUUAAGAUUUAUAUCCUGUUUUUGUUUUCAUAUUAUAAUAGACAAUAAAUAUCAAUUG